This is a messenger RNA of Amborella trichopoda, 1351 nucleotides long. Its product is annotated as putative xyloglucan endotransglucosylase/hydrolase protein 32. Gene Ontology annotation, biological process: xyloglucan metabolic process; cell wall biogenesis. NCBI's taxonomy places the organism in Eukaryota, Viridiplantae, Streptophyta, Magnoliopsida, Amborellales, Amborellaceae. The record is from RefSeq and is a predicted model, not a curated record. Gene Ontology annotation, molecular function: xyloglucan:xyloglucosyl transferase activity; hydrolase activity, hydrolyzing O-glycosyl compounds. Gene Ontology annotation, cellular component: apoplast; cell wall.
UUUCACUCUGUAUUUCCUCUCUUUAUCCCUCUUCUCUCUUUUCCCCACUCCUUUGGGCUCUGGCCAUCUAACUCACCUUGGCAUGGUUGAACCUAGCCAAGUACAAGCAAAUAUUUCACCACCUCUCCCCGGAAUUUUCCCCUCUGAGCACGUUAGAACCUCCAAGUUCACUAGGCAUUAUGCCAAUCUUUGGGGUUCACAGCACCAAAAUGUAUCCAAAGAUAACUCUUCCGUUACUCUUCGAAUCGAUCGAUAUUCUGGAAGCGGGUUCAAAUCAAAGAAGAGUUACAUGUACGGCUUCUUCAACGCUGCCAUCAAACUUCAGAGUGGAUACACGGCCGGGAUCAUAACUUCUUUCUACUUGUCGAAUAACCAGGUGUACGAAGGGUGGCAUGAUGAGGUGGACAUGGAGUUCUUGGGCACAAUCACUGGUGAGCCCAUCAAGCUCCAGACCAAUGUGUAUGGCAACGGCACCGGAGAUGGGACCGGGAUGCAGGGAAGGGAGCAGCAUUUCCACCUUUGGUUCGACCCAACUGCUACCUUCCAUAAUUACAGCAUAUUGUGGAGCCCUCAUCAGAUACUGUUUUUGGUGGAUGACAUCCCAAUACGGCGUUUUCCAAGGGUUCGGGCUCUUGGGCCCAAGUACCCAUCCAAGCCCAUGUCCGUGUAUGCCACCAUAUGGGAUGCUUCAGAUUGGGCCACAGAUGGGGGCAAAUACAAAGCAAAUUAUACUUAUGAGCCCUUCUAUGCCACUUACACUAACUUCAAGCUUCGUGGAUGCCAAAAGAAGAGAUGCUCUCAUGCCCUUGACUCUCUCAUCCCACCAAAGCCCAACAAGCAAUUUAGGGAGUCUUUGAAGUUUGUGAGAGAAAAUUAUAUGGUUUAUGACUACUGCCAAGAUCUCCAAAGGUACCCCAACAGAUUGCCUGAGUGCCCAUCCUUGAAGCGCUGGUAAAUUAUUGAUGAAUUAGGAAUCAGGCUUGCACUGGUAAAUUAAUGAUGAAUUAAGAAUCGGGCUUGGGUCAAGAUAGUAGAGGCUGUGUUUUCACAGCACCACGUCGCAAGCACCAUUCCUGUGCAACCAACCUUGUCAAAAAAAGAAAGAUGAUGAAUUGAGUUUGUAUUAGCGUUUGGGUUUUGGCUAAAUAAGUUUGUAUUAGCAUUUUUUUUUCAUGAGUAUCCCCUUUUAUGUAUUUAUAAGGGAAUUGUCAAUGUUCAUUACUGUAAUUUCAAUGUUGGUUCUCACUCUACAGGAGAAUUUUACAUGCAAAAAAUUAUUUAUGCUUAGUAGUUUGCGUUUGAUGGACAAUAGUCAGCUUAUUCAUAAGCAAAAAUAUAAGGGAAAGUUUUG